Aspergillus terreus NIH2624 is the source of this 261-nucleotide messenger RNA. RefSeq lists its product as uncharacterized. The transcript is spliced from 2 exons. NCBI's taxonomy places the organism in Eukaryota, Fungi, Ascomycota, Eurotiomycetes, Eurotiales, Aspergillaceae. The record is from RefSeq and is a predicted model, not a curated record. Bases 1 to 261 code for a protein of 86 amino acids.
AUGCGUCUCCUCCAAUCUCUGACAGUCCUCGGCGUGGUCGGCCUCGCCCACAGCCAGACCAACUUCACCUUCAACGCCGGCGACAUCGACUCCUCCACCAGAUCCUACUGGUGCCAACAACAAACCUCCACCUGCCCCCUCCUCUGCCUCCAGAUGCCCGGAGCAUCCAGCAACCCCUCCGCCAACACCUGCGACUCCGUAAGCUUUUCCCUUUACCCCCAAUCUGUGCCCAUCACUCCUAAUACUGACAUCAAUCGAUAG